Molecule: messenger RNA, 1371 nt
Organism: Schistocerca americana (American grasshopper)
Lineage: Eukaryota; Metazoa; Arthropoda; Insecta; Orthoptera; Acrididae
Product: lachesin-like
Exons: 9
Coding region: 6-1190 (394 amino acids)
Cellular component (GO): neuron projection
Source: RefSeq, a predicted model, not a curated record
CGCCGAUGCCGCGCUUCGUGGAGCCCAUCCCCAACGCGACGGUGGCGCUCGGCCGCGACAUCUCGCUGCCCUGCGUCGUCGACAACCUGGGCGACUACAAGGUGGCGUGGAUCCACAUGGACCGGCAGAUGAUCCUGACGAUCCACCGGCACGUGAUCGCGCGCGUGCCGCGCUUCAGCGUGUCGCACGACAACCAGAAGACGUGGCUGUUGCACGUGAGCGACGCGCAGCAGGAGGACCGCGGCUCCUACAUGUGCCAGGUCAACACCAACCCCAUGAUCAGCCAGGUCGGCUUCCUCGAGGUCGUAGUGCCACCUACCAUCGUUGACGAAGAGUCCACGCUGUCGACGGUGGCGGUCCGCGAGCACCAGAACCUGACGCUCACCUGCAGGGCGGAGGGCUUCCCCACGCCCAAGAUCAUGUGGCGCCGCGAAGACGGCCUGCCCAUCACCAUAGACCGCCGCAAGAAGGUGACCGUGCUGGACGGCGAGCAUCUGAACCUGACCCGCAUAUCGCGCACCGAGAUGGGCGCCUACCUGUGCAUCGCCACCAACGGCGUGCCGCCCUCGGUCAGCAAGAGGAUCAUCGUCGACGUCGAAUUCUCGCCGAUGAUCUGGGUGCCGAACCAGCUGGUGGGCGCGCCGGCGGGCACCGACGUCACGCUGGACUGCCACGCCGAGGCGUACCCGCGCGCCAUCAGCUACUGGGUGUACGACAGCGUGAUGCUGUUGCCCACCGGCAAGUACGUCACCGAGUCCCGCGAGGACGCCUACCGCUCCCACAUGCGACUCACCGUGCGCGACCUCGCCGCUCCGGACUUCGGCAACUACCGCUGCAUCUCCAAGAAUUCGCUCGGCGAGACCGAGGGCUCUAUCCGGCUCUACGAAAUUCCUCGAGCAUCGUCCUCGCCGAAAGCUACCGAAGUCCGUAGCGGGUCAGCCAAAGAGGAGAAACCGACGGCGCCGGCGCUGUCUGCGGCGCUGCCGGACGCCAGCCGUGCCCCAGACGCCGGCCGCGCAGCUCCCACAGGCGGCGACAGCAGCCUGGACAAGCGGAAGCGCGUCGCCGCCUCCUCAGAGUCCACCAUCGCCGCAGCUGCAGGUGACUGGCGCCAGUCGCAGCCGUCUGGCGCCGCGCUGCUGCUGGGGUCUCCGCUGCUGGCGAUGCUGGCCGUCCGCUGCCUGCACUGAAACCGCACCAUCACCAGCGUUGCGUCACUGCAGGUGUUCCCAGCAAAGUCCUGUCUACGAAUUAUAAAUCAACAGACUUCUAUCUUCGUGCAAUGAUCAAGGAAACCAGAAGUUUACCGCUUACUGUCAUUUUGUGUGUCGUUCUCUCUCAUGUUGUGUAUAAAUCUUUAUAAUAAAACAA